Messenger RNA from Humulus lupulus (European hop), 1270 nucleotides. RefSeq names its product 7-dehydrocholesterol reductase-like. The record is from RefSeq and is a predicted model, not a curated record. Lineage: Eukaryota; Viridiplantae; Streptophyta; Magnoliopsida; Rosales; Cannabaceae. The coding region runs from base 279 to 1160 and encodes 293 amino acids. Gene Ontology annotation, cellular component: endoplasmic reticulum membrane. The transcript is spliced from 7 exons. Gene Ontology annotation, biological process: sterol biosynthetic process; brassinosteroid biosynthetic process. Gene Ontology annotation, molecular function: oxidoreductase activity, acting on the CH-CH group of donors, NAD or NADP as acceptor.
UACCUGCCAUCUUCUGUUUGAUAGGUAUGAGGGUUGCAUGGAUGUGACAGACAGUGAUCAUAAGCCUGUCCGCUGCAUCUUUGCUGUUGAUAUUGCACGAGUUGAUGAAUCAGUUAGGAGACAGGAGCUUGGAGAGAUUCUUGGAACAAAUAAGAAAGUCAAAGCUAUACUUGAAAAACUGUGCAAGAUUCCCGAAACGAUCAUCAGCACAAACAACAUAAUUCUUCAAAACAAGGACACAUCGAUCUUGCGUAUUACUAAUAAAUGUGGGGAAAGAGAUGCAUUAUUUUAAAUCCUUUGUGAAGGACAAACUAUCGUUAAUGAGGAUGGGCUUGCAUCAGAUCAUUGUCCUAGAGGCUCCUUUGGCUUUCCUCGUUGGCUUGAGCUGGCCUGGUGGUUAUUUCUUACCUCUAAAUCAGACCCGACCUUCCUGUUUUACACUUCUACAACAGAUUGCUUUGUGGACACACUCUUUAGCUCUUUUGCUAGUAUUUAACGUCUAUCUUUUUUCUUUUUACCAGUAUGAAGUGAACGGAAAAGUGGCUGAUUCAAUGCUUGUUAAUACCAUAUUGAUGCUGGUGUAUGUUACUAAGUUUUUUUGGUGGGAAGCUGGAUACUGGAGCACAAUGGAUAUUGCACAUGAUCGAGCUGGUUUUUAUAUUUGCUGGGGAUGCCUUGUAUGGGUGCCUUCUAUAUAUACUUCUCCUGGCAUGUACCUGGUCAAUCAUCCCGUACACCUUGGAACUCAGUUGGCACUCUACAUCCUAGUAGCAGGCAUUCUUUGCAUAUACAUCAACUACGACUGUGAUAGGCAAAGGCAAGAGUUUCGCAGAACAAAUGGCAAAGCUUUGGUUUGGGGUAAAGCUCCAUCAAAGAUAACUGCCACUUACACUACCACAACUGGGGAAACAAAAAGCAGCAUUCUUUUAACUUCGGGAUGGCUUUACCCUACUUUUAUGUGGUGUUUCUUACAAUCCUUCUCCUCGGCCGGGCGAAAAGGGAUGAUGAUCGGUGCUGAUCCAAGUAUGGAAAAUACUGGAAAUCGUACUGCGAGAAGGUUCGGUACAGGGUCAUCCCUGGAAUUUACUGAGAAAAUGUUGCACAAGUGUUUGUUCUAUGUUGAGAAUGGCAUGUAUAUUCAGCCUUUCCAAAUUAAAUGAUGGCAGGCUGGUAUCAUGUUGUUGUUAUUGUUGUUUUUGUAAUGGUCAACUUUAUGGAUGUUGUAUUUCUCUCAUCUUCAAUGACCAAAAACUUUUCUUGUUUAGGAAAA